This is a messenger RNA of Lodderomyces beijingensis, 1076 nucleotides long. NCBI's taxonomy places the organism in Eukaryota, Fungi, Ascomycota, Pichiomycetes, Serinales, Debaryomycetaceae. The record is from the annotation of a GenBank genome assembly.
AUGUCAAAACCGAUUGGAAUCCCAGGCAAGUUUGGUUACGGCACCCUGUUGCUAUCAGGUAGCCCCACUUCACCAUCGACGCAAGAUGCCAUUGAGCUUCUUAAUUUCAUCACAACAAACCUGCGUUUCGCUACAAAGUUGUUGAACGAUGCUGAACUCUACGGUGCCAAUGAUGCAAAUUUGAAACUCCUCUAGCAAUUUGUAGACCAAAACAAGCCCGAGUUGAACCGCGAGCUCAUCAUUUCAAUUAAAGGUGGCAUCGAUAGCAAGACUUUCAAACCUGAUGGAUCUCAAGCCAGUAUCGAGAAGUCAAUAGCCAAUAUCAUUUCAUAUUUUCCGCGACAAGACGGCAAGGGAGAGGGACCAACCUUACUUUACGAAACUGCACGAGUCAACCCGAAUGUUCCAUACGAGGAAAACACAAUCAGCUACAUUAAAAAGUUCCUAGACGACGGUGCGAUAGACGGAAUCUCUCUUUCUGAAGUCGGCAUAAAUUCCAUCCGCCAGGCUAGGAAGAUAGCUCCAAUUUCAUGUGUAGAACUCGAGUUUUCACUCUUCACCCAGAACAUUAUCGACAAUGGGAUUUUAGCUGAGCUUUCCUCCUCAAUGGGGGGGGGGGGGGGCAGAUUUUCAUAAUUGCCUAUUCGCCAUUGUGCAGGGGUCUCUUGACCGAUUACACAGUGGAGAACGCGGACACUUUUAUCCAGACACUUCAAGAGCAGCAAGAUUUCAGAACUCGCUUGGAUAAAUUCCAGCCCGAGACAUUCAAGCACAAUUUGAAGGCACUAAGAGCGCUCUAUGACUUUGCUCAUAACGAAAAGAAUACAAGUUUGGAGAGUUUGGCACUUUCGUGGAUAUUGAAAAUUUCGGGCCAGAGCAACUUCAGAGGAGUCGAGCACGUGACGAGGAUCCUACCUAUCCCAUCGGGCUCCACUCAAAAGAGAGUAGAGGAUAAUUUGGAAAGUACUGUUGAGUUGACUGAUAACGACUUGGUUGCAAUGGAGAAGAUAUUCAAACAACACCCAAUCACUGGAUUAAGGUACAACAAACAGUUGGAAGGGACAUUGUUUCAGUAA